Vombatus ursinus (common wombat) is the source of this 1962-nucleotide messenger RNA. RefSeq names its product cytochrome P450 2W1-like. NCBI's taxonomy places the organism in Eukaryota, Metazoa, Chordata, Mammalia, Diprotodontia, Vombatidae. Gene Ontology annotation, cellular component: intracellular membrane-bounded organelle; cytoplasm. Gene Ontology annotation, molecular function: heme binding; iron ion binding; oxidoreductase activity, acting on paired donors, with incorporation or reduction of molecular oxygen, reduced flavin or flavoprotein as one donor, and incorporation of one atom of oxygen. The transcript is spliced from 9 exons. The record is from RefSeq and is a predicted model, not a curated record. The coding region runs from base 44 to 1540 and encodes 498 amino acids. Gene Ontology annotation, biological process: xenobiotic metabolic process.
UCCUAGGGGCAGUUCCCCUGACUGCUCACAGGCCCUGACUACCAUGUUGUUCCUUACUUUUCUCCUGUCAGACCCCAUUGGGAUUGCUCUUCUGGGGGCUCUGCUCUUCUGGGGGCUGUUCUGCUUCUUCACCCGACCCAAAGAGUCAGCUGGGAAGUGGCCCCCUGGGCCAACCCCUCUCCCUUUCAUUGGGAACCUUCACUUGCUGGAUCUCAGAAGACAGGACAAGUCACUGAUGAAGAUUUCAGAGGAAUAUGGCCCCGUUUUCACCAUUCACUUUGGUCUCCAGAAGAUGGUGGUGCUGACUGGCUACGAGGCUGUAAGAGAGGCACUGGUCAACUUUGCCGAGGAGUUUGCUGACCGACCACCCAUUCCCAUAUUCCAGUGCAUCCAGGAAGGCCAGGGUAUAUUUUUCUCAUCUGGGGAACUAUGGAAAACCACUCGCAAAUUUACCAUGUCUAGCUUGCAUAACCUUGGGAUGGGGAAAAUGCUGAUGGUGAAGAAGAUUCUGGAAGAAUUUAGUUUCCUGGCAGGAUUGAUAGACUCUUUCAAAGGUAAACCUUUCAAGUUGAAACUAUUCAAAAUGGCACCAACCAAUAUCACUUUUCUUCUGCUCUUUGGAGACCGGUUUGAUUAUCAAGACCCAACAUUUGUUACUUUACUGAGACUAAUAGAUGAAGUUAUGGUUCUUCUGGGCUCUCCCUUCCUCCAUUUAUUUAACUUCUACCCCUUCCUUGGAUGGCUCCUCAAACCCCACAAAACAAUCUUAGUAAAAAUAGAAGAAGUGAGAGUCAUACUAAGGAACUACAUGGUGGCCAGUAGACAGCGCAUCCCGGGAGGAUACGUCACGAGCUACAUUGCUGCGCUGAUGCAGAAGCAGAGUGAGGAACCAAAGGGAGAGACCUAUUUCUCGGAUGCAAACAUUGUCGCCUCUGUCCUUGACCUGGUGAUGGCUGGUACUGAGACUACAUCUACCUCCUUGCAGUGGGCUGUGCUGCUCAUGGCCAAGUACCCAGAGGUCCAGGCCAAAGUACAAGACGAGCUGGACCGAGUCCUAGGAGCAAGCAGGCUGCCUGAGUAUGAAGACCAAAAGGCACUGCCUUACACCAAUGCAGUUCUUCAUGAAAUUCAGAGAUUUAUUGCUCUUCUUCCCCAUGUCCCUCAUUCCACAUCAGUGGACACCCAUUUCAGAGGGUACUUUCUCCCCAAGGGCACCCCUGUAAUUCCUCUGCUCACUUCUGUGCUUCUUGAUCAGACUCAGUGGGAGACCCCAAAUGAGUUCAACCCCAGCCACUUCUUGGAUGCAGAUGGGAACUUUGUGAAGAAGGCAGCUUUCCUUCCCUUCUCCAUUGGUCGCCGUGUUUGUGUAGGGGAGAGUCUAGCCAAGAUGGAGAUGUUUCUAUUCUUUGUGACUUUACUUCAGAGAUUCACUUUCCACCCACCCCCAGGCAUCCAAGAGUCUGACCUGGACAUCACCCCUGAGGCAACCUUCAUGAUGAGGCCUCAGCCCCAGUCUGUGUGUGCAGUGCCAAGGUCCUAAGGGGCAGUAGCACAGAACAAGUGCAGCCUACUAUGGGAGCGGAUACAAGCCAACAGGAUGCUCCCUUCGUGGCAAAGCCUUUGGCUCCCUCAGACCUCUCUGUUCUGGGGCCCCUGCUCCCUUGGUAGUAACAUUCUUUUCCACCACCCUGACCUACAUCUAGCUACCCCAAUGUCCUUAUGAUUUCUAACUUUAUCCUCAUCAAAACCACCUAAAGAGCUGAAACUAAUUUAUGUUAAGCCCAAACAGUUUAAAAUGUAACAUCCUUCCUCCUUCCUUCCCUUACACGGGAAUUUGGAUUUUAUAACAAGGUCUUAGAUUAAACUAGUGAAGCCCCAAUGGUGAAAUUUAAGGCAUUAACCAGUUUGAGGUGAAGUGGGCUAGGGUGCAUUAUUGCUAUUGCUAAGAUUUCUAAAAUUAUU